Bactrocera neohumeralis is the source of this 1323-nucleotide messenger RNA. RefSeq names its product putative nuclease HARBI1. The record is from RefSeq and is a predicted model, not a curated record. The transcript is spliced from 4 exons. Lineage: Eukaryota; Metazoa; Arthropoda; Insecta; Diptera; Tephritidae. The annotation marks the transcript as partial.
AAGAUGUUAAUUGCGAAAGCAUUGGCUUUGAGAAGCCAAAUAAAUAUCCUGCUCAUCGACAAUUCUUCAAGAGAACUAUUGGAAUGUCUUACUUCUCAGCACCAUGCCUUGACAAAAGAGAUAGCCGAGUUAAAGAAACAAUAUCUAAUCGUAUUAGAUUUAAUAAAGGACCUUGGGAUGCCGAUUAAUUCAUGUUGGACAAAACAACGUAAGAAUCAGUUUUGGGAACACGAUUGCCAACGAAACGGUUGUGCUUUUUUUAAAGAGAACUUUCGCAUGAACUGAAGUUCCUUUGAUAAAUUAUGUGACACCCUCCGCCCGUUACAAAAAAUGGAUACAAAUUACCGAAAAGCUAUUCCUAUCGAGAAAAGAGUGGCUAUAACAUUAUUUGCUUUAGGGUCAUCUGCAGAGUAUCGUAGUAUCGCCAACAUGUUCGGUGUAGGAAAAUCUACGGUUUGCGAAAUUUUACUGGAAUUUUGCACCGAAAUCUGGAGAUUACUGCAGCCAUCCUGUUUUAAAAUGUUGCCUUUAAACAGAGAAAAUAUAACCGAAUUGGUGACUGGUUUCGAGGUAAUUGGAUUUCCACAAUGCUUAGGAGCAAUUGACGGAUGCCACAUUGAGAUUCAUCCAUCAUCUGACGAAGCUGUUGAUUAUUAUAAUUAUAAAGGAUGGUAUUCCACCGUUUUAAUGGCAUUAGUUGAUGCUAAAUACCGUUUUACUUACAUAAACGUAGGAAGUCCCGGGCGAUGUAAUGACUCUCAAAUUUAUGAGACGUCAUCACUUAAAAAAGAAAUGGAUAGUUGUUCUUUACUAAGCGAAAUGUCUAGAGAAAUUUCAGGCGUAAAUGUGCCAGUAUUCAUUAUUGGGGAUUCGGCUUUUCGAUUUAGCAAACAACUAAUGAAACCGUAUCCAUUUAGCGUAAAUCAAAAUAAUGGUGAGAAGGUAUUCAACUACGCUCUUUCGAAAACACGUAGAGUUGUCGAAAAUGCUUUUGGACACCUCAAGGCCCGCUUUCGACGCAUCGGAAAAGGAAUUGACAACUCUGUACGGAAUGCCAACUCCAUAAUAAAAGCAUGUUGCGUCCUUCACAAUUUUUUAAAUGAUAACAACGACACGCUAAACGCUAAAUGGUUACGCGCUUUGGAGACUAGACGCCAGAAUCCGUGUGAUAUUUCAUAUGCAUCUGACGACCCAAUUAAUGGAGAAAUGAUUCGGACAGCACUUUGUACAUAUUUUGGUAAGUACAUGUGCAUAUUGUAUCACAAUAUCUACAUUUUACACAAUUGCAUAUACAUUAAAUCAAAGAUAAAGUUGUACACACCA